AUGACGCCCAAUUCACUCGCCGCCGCCGCCGGCGACGUUACUCUUCAGGCUAUUUGCCACGAGGGCGGGUCUCUCGAGCUCCUUGAUCAGAGAAAGAUUCAUCUGGAGACCAUUUACUCUGACAUUAAAGAUUCAUCUAAUGGACGCUUCACUUCUUCCAAAGCUUCUGCUCAGCAACACUACGACACGUCGGAUUGCGCUGCGCCGAAUUCUACCUCUCCUGGUUCCAGAUACACCUGCAACACAACGUCAAGCAGCAAUAGUUCUUGCAGCACAUUUCUGUUUUUCAGGGCUACCCGGCAAUUCAGAACCUUGGCAAGCAUCUCAGAGUUGUUAAACAGCAGCGUCGACUCGAUGCAGCAUCUGAAUGGAGGAGUUGCAUCAUCAAUGGAGGUUCUUGAUCCGGGCAGGGAAGUUGUUGUUCCUGUGCAGUGUUCAUGUUCUGGACAGUACUUUCAGACGGAGUUGGUGACCUACACAGCUCAUUUGAACAACACCAGUGUAGCAGAUGUGGCAUGUUCGGUGUUCGAGAGCUUGGUGACGUAUAGUACAAUCAUGGAGGCAAAUGGUUUCGACACGGAUCAAGUGGUAGCUGGUACUGUCAUUCACCUGCCUCUCAAAUGUGCUUGUCCUGAUCUUCGUGAUGACAAUUCGACCAAUGGAGGAUUGAACUACCUUGCUACGUAUCCUGUGUUUGAAGGUGACAUGCUGCGUGAAAUCGAUGACAAAUUCGGGAUUUCAGGUGAGGAUUUGUUCAGAAUCAAUGGCCUCGAUCCUUGGACUACAAUCUACCCCAACACGACCCUCCUGAUCCCUUUGAAAGAAAUCUCGGUGAGGGUCAACAUGACUAGUCGCGUUUCUUCUUCACCUCCACCAGCUCCAGUCUUUCUCCCCACGAUCAUCGUCGAGAGGCGUUCAUCGAGCAACAAUUCGAGGUUAAAGAGAAGCUUCUACAUCACAGGAUCGGUUAUUGUGUUUUUCAUUUCAGUCGCUGCAAUGUUUGCUUUCGGUAUGCACAUGAAUGGUAGGAGGAAAGAGAAGAUCCAGAAGCUGCUUUCAUUCAACACCAGCAUCUCUCAACUAACCUGCUCCACACCGAAAAGUUCAGCCACGGGUUUAACUCCAUGUUUGUCACCUGAUCUUCUAGUUGGGAUCAAGUACUCGUUGAGAAGUUACAGCACAGAUGAGCUGAGGAUAGGAACAAAGGAUUUCAGCGACGAGAACAAGAUUGGAGAUGAGGGUUACAAAGCGUUGAUCGACGAUGUUGAAGUGAUGGUGAAGCCAAUGAUGUUUGACGACAUAAGGCAAGUGGUUGAUAUUCAUUCUAGGAUCAACCACAUCAACAUUGUUGCGUUGCUUGGUGUGUGUUAUGAUCAUGGAGACGACUCAUGCAUUGUUCUCGAGCUGCCUAGCAAUGGCUGCUUGAGAAAUUGUCUAGCGAAUCCAUCAAGCCACCUUAGGUGGAAUAGAAGAACACAGAUAGCAUUCGAUGUAGCUACAGGACUUCACUACCUUCACUACUGCAUUUUUCCUUCGUAUGCUCAUAUGAGUGUGAACACUAGGAACAUUUUUUUGACCUCGAAUUGGAGGGCCAAGCUCACGAAUAUCAGGACCAAUCCCAGCAGUGGCCAUAGUCCAAGUCACAAAGGGUGGUUGGCUCCUGAGUAUAACGGGUCAGCUUCUGAUAAAGUUGACAUCUUUGCAUUUGGGGUGGUCCUACUAGAGCUGAUAUCAGGAAGGGAGGAUACUGAUGGAACUUCAUUCAAGGAAUCACUUGGCUUCCUUGGAGGUGGAGCUGGUGAAGGGGGAUGUUUCGAACGGCUGAGGAGCUUCGUCGAUCCAUGUCUAGAAGGAAACUAUCCACUCGCGGAGGCUCUAUGUCUGUCUGUUUUAGCAAAGGCAUGUGUGGAGGAUGACCCUUUGCAUCGGCCUUCCAUGGAUGAUAUCCUCAAAGUUCUCGUCAGGAUGGUAUGA
Molecule: messenger RNA, 1974 nt
Organism: Linum trigynum
Lineage: Eukaryota; Viridiplantae; Streptophyta; Magnoliopsida; Malpighiales; Linaceae
Source: the annotation of a GenBank genome assembly